AUGGCUCCCAUACACUAUCUCCUUUCCUUUUUUCUUCUAGGCUAUGCAUCGGCCCAACUCUCUGGCACCGUCGGCCCUCUGACAAGUAUAUCUGCAAAAAAGAACGUCGCAUUGUGCAAUGUCCUCGACUACGGCGCCGUAGCAGAUAACUCCACAGAUCUCGGACCAGCGCUAACAGACGCCUUCGAAGCAUGCAUCGAUGGUGGACUCGUGUAUGUCCCCUCAGGAAACUACCUCCUCAAAACAUGGGUCACUCUAUCCGGCGGCUCAGCCUGGGCCCUGCAACUCGAUGGCAUAAUCUACAGAGGCGGAACUGCUGGUGGAAACAUGAUAUACAUCGAGCAUGCGACGGACUUUGAGUUGUUUUCAUCAACGUCAAAGGGUGCGGUUCAGGGUAGCGGGUAUCUCUUCCAUAUAGAUGGAGAUAUCAGUGGACCGAGGAUUUUGAGGUUGUAUGAGGUGACUGAUUUCUCGGUGCAUGACAUCGCCUUGACGGAUUCGCCGAGUUUCCACUUUUCGAUGGAUACGUGUACGAAUGGAGAGGUGUACAAUAUGGCUAUUCGGGGUGGGAAUGAGGGUGGUCUAGACGGUAUUGAUGUUUGGAGUGAUAAUAUUUGGAUUCAUGAUAUCGAGGUGACGAACAAGGAUGAGUGUGUCACCGUCAAGAGUCCUGCACACAAUAUUUUGGUUGAGGAUAUCUACUGCAACUGGAGCGGUGGAUGCGCAUUUGGCUCUCUAGCCCUAGACACUGAUAUUAGUGAUGUCAUAUACCGAAACAUCUACACCUGGUCUUCCAAUCAAAUGAUGAUGAUCAAAUCCAACGAAGGAAGCGGGACAGUCGAGAACGUCGUCUUUGAAAACUUCAUUGGUCACGGAAACGCCUACUCGCUAGACAUCGACAGCUACUGGUCCUCCCAAACAGCAGCUGGCGGCCAAGGCGUCACUCUCACCAACAUCACAUUCACAGACUGGCACGGCACAGAAGCUGACGGCGCUCUCAGGGGUCCUGUACGCGUGGUUUGCCCUAGUACAAACCCUUGCACAGACAUCACAAUCGAAGAUUUCGCCAUGUGGACCGAAACCGGUGAUACGCAGUGGUAUCUGUGCGAAAGCGCAUACGGAAGCGGAUUCUGUCUCAAAUCAGAUAGUGGCUCACUGACUAGCUAUACGACUACAACGACUGUAUCGACUGCUCCUACCGGAUACUCGGCGGCUACCAUGGCUGCUGAUCUGAAGACUGCGUUCGGAACGACGGCGAGCAUUCCGAUUCCGACGAUUCCGACCAGCUUCUUUCCAGGGGCUACUCCUCUCAGUAGUCUGGCUGCAGUUAUCUAUGGUUAA
This is a messenger RNA of Talaromyces amestolkiae, 1341 nucleotides long. RefSeq lists its product as uncharacterized. The record is from RefSeq and is a predicted model, not a curated record. Lineage: Eukaryota; Fungi; Ascomycota; Eurotiomycetes; Eurotiales; Trichocomaceae. Gene Ontology annotation, biological process: carbohydrate metabolic process. Bases 1 to 1341 code for a protein of 446 amino acids. Gene Ontology annotation, molecular function: polygalacturonase activity. The transcript is spliced from 4 exons.